CUGGUCGUUCGUCAUGUUCGAUGCGUUGUGUUAUUGACGACACGGGGGAGAACCAGCGGUGAUCCUGUUGGAGUCCGGGGGAUACGUCGGAGGGAGGCACGUACUAAAUGGGGCUAAGGCCCGAUGGUCACACUCAGGAAAUUCAAAAUGACUAAUUGUCAGACUAGUUGGUGUAGCAGGGUUCGCUCUUCCGUGAAGUACGUAUACACCUUUCCAGGCGAUACCUGCCGCGUCGUACUUCGCCGCUAGCAUACGAGGACGAGCGCCUGUGUUGGUAGAUGUUGAUAAUCUGGUCUUCUGUGUGUCCCACUCUCUCUCUCUCUCUCCAUCUCUUUAUCUCUGUCUCUUCUUAUACUCACGACGCCCUGAGCUCCACCACGAAGAACCAUGGCUUCUGGUGCAUCCUCUUUGGAUAGUGCUGGGAGUAGCGAUGGCGCACUUAAUGUGGAGGCGGAUAGCGAAAGCUAUGGCAGUGUCGGAAGUCCGGGUAGUAAUCCCGAGCGUCGUAGCGACUAUGAUGGUUUACAGGCUCAAUGUGAUCAGGCAAUUCAUCAGCUUCAGCUACUUAGGCAUAAGCACUCCGAUACCAUGAGACGGAUAAUUAUAAUCCAAGAGCGUAAAAGAGGUUUGUGCACAAACAGGUGUGAGCAUAUGAAGGAAUUGGAAUACUAUCGCGCUCAACAUAUAGCAGUCAUGAGUCAACUGGAAGCGACAUCACAAGAAAGCUCUACACUACGGGCAAAAUAUGGCGAUCUGGCGAACGACAAGCAACGACUCGAUCGGGAAGUCCAGACACUUCAGAAAGAAUUGUCCGAACUUCGAUUACAAAACCAAGAGGUUCUCGUUUCCGAAGCCACGGGCAGCGAUGCUAUGAAUCAACAUUAUUUAUCAGCGUUGCGCAAGUACGAAGCUAUUAAGGACGAUUACGAUUCCCUUAGGAAACGAUACGACGAUUUGAUAUCGUCUCACUCUUCCGCCGUAAAUAAACUAGAGUUAUCGCAAGAGGAAACUAAGAGACUCAGAUCGCAGUACGAGAGCGCCGUGACCGAACGUAACGAGGCAAUUCGCGAGCGCAACGGUCUGAAGCAGCAGUGCACAGCCGCGAUUCGCCAGUGGGAUAUCUCUCUCAGGGAGAGAAACGAAUAUCGCGAGGCGCUCGUCAAGCUGCAGCAGCAGCAUGAGGACGCGGUGAAGGAGAUUAAUCAGGCGAUGGUAUUGCGUAUGAAAGCUAGCAAGGAUAUGAAACGAUUGACGGAAGAACGGAACGCCGCUCUUCAAGAAUACAGUUUAAUCAUGGGUGAACGAGACACGGUACACAAAGAAAUUGAAAAGCUAGGCGACGAUCUCACGCAAGCGUAUGCGAAGAUCACGCUUUUAGAAACUCAAAAUAAGCAGCUCAUCGAAGAGAUCGAUUGUAUUACUUAUUUGCAGAAAAAAACGUUGACUUAUCAAAUUGAGACUUUGAAAAGAGAGAUCGCAUCAGCUUUGCAAGACAGGGAUGAGGCCCUGAAGACGUGCAAUGAGUUGCAACAAAAAUUAGGCGGUUACUCUGAUAGCUCUAGCAGAGAUUACAAGCAUCGCUUAGAACUAAAUUCGCUCAGUCGUGAACGCGAUAACGUCAGCAAGGAAGCGGAAAAGGAAACUAAUCCGAGAGACUACACGACACGAGACAAACAACGUAUGGAUAAUUUAGAACAAGCAAAUAUUGAAUUGGACAAAUUGAGAAAAUCAGUGGAUACGCUGCAGACAGAACUUGAAGAAGCGAUUCAGGAGGCUGAAGUGUCAAAGAGAAGAAGAGACUGGGCCUUUAGCGAGCGUGAUAAGAUAGUACUGGAGCGAGAGAGUAUAAGAACUCUGUGCGACAGACUGCGGAAAGAACGCGAUCGCGCGGUCUCCGAAUUGGCCAAUGCUCUACGCGACUCCGAUGACAUUAAGAAACAACGAAACGAGGCGUCGAAAGAACUGAAAGACUUGAAAGAGAAAAUCGAAUUCGGCGAUCACGCGUUGCGUACCACUCAGGUGGCACAGAUCGACGAAAGCAACGAUUGGGAGAUCAUUCCGAUUCAUAUAGAUUCCAGCAGAAUUUGUUUGGAUUUAGACCGUGGCGAUCUGGGAUUUAUUCUUGUCGGCGGCCGCGACAGUCCGUAUUAUCCGAAUGACACCGGUGUCUACGUCGCACAGGUGACACAAGGUAGCGCUUUUGAUGGCAAACUGAGAGUAAACGACUGUAUCGUGCGAGUGAACAACGUCGACUGCACAUCCGUGCCAACGCGCGUUAUUUUAGAGACUCUUCGCAAUUCUAAUGUAAAUCCGGCAACUCUGCUUGUAAAGCGACGUCGAAUAACUAGACGUUCAUUGAGAACCACGCAGCUAGCGGUUGGUACGGUACCGCAUGGUAUCACUCUAGAACUCGGAAUCUAUAUUUCGAAGAUAUCGCCCGGAAGCCUGGCUGCUAAAGACGGCAACUUAGCUGUGGGAGACAGAGUAUUAAACAUUAAUAGUAAACCGAUGGAUACCGUAACCACCGCGCAUGAAGCAAUGACCAUCUUGAACGACACUACCGUUGAUGUGUUAACAAUCACGACGUUGAAGGGUAUUCCAGUGCCUUCCGCGUCCAGUUCGGAGACGAUGAUGAUAGAUGGCAGCUUUGCUAAGGGAAAACAAGAAAUGGUAAACAGCUGCUCGCAAACUGAGCAGGAAAGAAUGAUGUUGAAAGCCUCGUCAGAUGACUAUGAGAGGCGAUAUCUAAACUCGACAAACUUUGAUCGAAACGUUUACAAAGCCUCGAAAUCUGUGAGCGGCGAAAAAUCGAGCGGCAUUAGUAACGCUUGGGACAACUUCCGGGAGAAGAUCGAUAUAGUGCGAGGUCGCAAGUCUAGCAAGGAGCGCGACGACAGCAAGAAGAAGGGUCACCGCAAUUCCAGUCCGAACACUUUCGAGCAAGAACAGGAUGCGAUAGCGGAGCUGGACUCAGUGAUCGACUCUGUGAGCUACCACAAGAAGCCGAGCAAUAGCAACAAUGGUGUGGCAAAGCGGAGCAAGCGUCGCGGGAGCGAGAAAAUUGAGAAGAACGGUGGCACGUGGCCGAAGGCGCGCGGCGGACCCCUCAUACAAAACGGGACCGGUACUAUAUUGCACCCGCGCAAGUCAAAAGAACGUUUUCCCCUCAGUAUACUCCUGCAUCCACCAAAAUACGAUAAUCAUAAUUACAAUCGUAUUUCUAAUCCCAUUCCCUUGACCAACUUUUCUAAUGUUAAUAACCGUCAUACCGUAGCAGUGGAGACGCCGCUACCAAGUUUCACCAAGAAUGGCCAGCUCUUUAAUCAGAAGUCGUCGUUUGCGCCAUCGGUCCAGUUCAAGGAUAACGCGAUCGACAACAGCAGCAAGAAGCCGUCAACGGAGUUCGAGAGCAGCGUGUCAGAUACCGGGCGACUGAGUUCCGCGCUGGCGCCGUCCGAGACUAGUAUCGACAUCUCGGUAAAGUCCGGCGGCGUUAGCCGCGAUCUUGACACAUUUUUUGGAAGCAAACGACCGCAAAAAUACACCGGCGGAAGCAGCGACACGCAGGUCACUACAGACACCUUGCAACACAAUCGUGCGCACUCACAACUAUAUUCGUCGGGUAUUGGCGGCUCGUCUACGUCUGCCGUGUCAUCGACUAGCGGUCAGACAUCACGUCAGCAGAUAGCUCCCGGUAACUUUUCGUUUCCUCCGCAUCAUCCGCACGCUGUGUCGUCACACCCACAUUAUCUACAUCCCCAUCUCGCGCACCAGAACUCCUUGUCCUCGCGCUAUCCCUCGCCGCCGUCACUGCCGACUGCGUUGUCAGGCGAAUCGAUAGGCCUACCUGACGCACGUACCUACUGUUUUGAACCCCCGUACAGCCCUGGACUCUCGCAAACAGCCACGGCCACCUACAGCCACCUGCACACUCCCUCUGUAGAUUAUCACUAUCACAAGUCUCGUGUUCCGGUCGUGAUCUGCGACGCAACCGUCUACGCACAUGGUUACGAAGGCGGCACGUUGCCAGGCCGGAAGGAAGAUCAGCGGAUUCGUAUACCGUCCAACACCAGCGUCACAUCCAAGAGCAGCGUCGGCAAACUUUCCACCGGUAGCAUAGAAAGAACUUCCGAGCGAGGCAGUCCGAUGCCAUCGUUUCAUGUGGAAGUGUUGAGUCCAGGUACCAGUAGCACUGGAAGCACUGUGAAAGAAAACAAUAUCAGCAAUAAACGCGCCAGCAUGCCGGACUAUUGUUACUCACAACCGCGACCCGCACCCGGGGAACUGCGUAGAGUGCACAUCGAUAAAUCCGUCGAGCCACUGGGCAUACAAAUCUCGUGUCUAGAAAGUGGCGGUGUGUUCGUGUCUACAGUACAUGAACACAGUUUGGCGUCGCAGGUCGGUUUACAGAUUGGUGACCAAUUGUUAGAGAUUUGCGGUAUCAAUAUGCGAAGCGCGACCUAUCAACUAGCAGCUAGUGUUCUACGUCAAUGCGGUAGCUCGAUUACGAUGUUAGUGCAGUACAGUCCGGACAAAUACACCGAGUUAGAGGGUUCGGCGUCAUCGAGUGCUCCAUCGGAAGCUGGCGAUGGCGCCGCGACCGGAAGUCGUAGUGGUUCACCAACGCCGUGCAAUAGUCCGGAAGCAUUGCGAAAGAGCACGGUAGAAACGUUAGAACCUGUUGAACCGGAACGCGACACUACCAUCACUAUUAGUACAGCAGCUCCUACCGUUACUACUACCGCUGCACCUAUCAUGAGCACUUUACGGGUCGAACGGGAUAUGCGGCCGUCCGCUUCACUAGAAGUGAGAAGCACGCAGGAGCGGCAACGCGAGAUGAGGCCGUCCGCGUCGUUGGACAUCAACAUUCGUAAGCCGGAACUUCGCAGCGCUGCCACGUUGGAUCGACUAACCCGCGCGCAGAUGCAACGUCAGAACGCGAUGAGAAGCCCAACUCAAGAGGAGCAAAACAAAAAGCCACCGCCGAGCAACGAACCUAGGAUCUUGCUGAUCGAAACUAGGAAAUGUUCGAAUCUCGGUAUCUCUCUUGUGGGCGGCAACGGCGUCGGUAUUUUCGUCCAUUCCGUUCAGCCGGGAUGUCUCGCCGAGGAGGCUGGUUUGUUUACUGGCGACCGUAUUCUUGAAUAUAAUGGAACUGAUUUGAGACAGGCGACUGCCGAACAAGCCGCUCUCGAGUUGGCUCGGCCGGUGGACAAAGUAACGCUUGUCGCCCAAUAUAUGCCUGAGCGAUAUAACGAAGUAAAGGACAAGCCAGGUGACAGUUUCUAUGUGAAAGCGUUGUUUGACAGAACGGGCGAAGUGGGUGACAGUUUGCAGCUGAGAUUCAACAAAGAUGACAUUCUUUAUGUGGAUAAUACCAUGUUCAACGGUACGCCGGGCCACUGGCGCGCUUGGAUAGUCGAUCAAACCGGACGUAGACAGACUUGUGGAAUAAUUCCCAGCAAAUACAAAGUUGAGGAAGAGUUACUUCUACGACGAUCUCUGGGCGAUUUAGAGCAAGAUACUGGCAGACGCAGUAAUACUAGUGCUAGAAGAAGCUUUUUCCGUCGAAAAAAGCAGCAGCAACGAUCGUCUAGCAGUAGAGAUAGCAAGGAACUGUCACAUCUGACUGGGGUCAACCUAGGAUGGUACAGUGAUAGUGGAACGUUGAACGAAGAUAGUCUUCCAGCGAGUUACCAGCGCGUUGAAAGACUCGAUUAUCCCACUCUGAGACCUGUGCUAAUUAUCGGUCCGCUCAGUGAAAGCGUGGUGACUAGGCUUCUGCAAGAAUAUCCGAAACAGUUUACCAGAUGUCUCGUGGAAGCGAUGCACUGUUCCCAGUCGACUUUGGAGCAAGGUUUACGCGAUAUGCUUUACGUGGAUUAUAGAAAAAAAGGCAGCUACUUUGAGUGCACCACAGUGCAGGCUGUUAAAGAUGGGUGUGACAAGAACACGCAUUGUAUUUUGGAUGUGUCGAUUGCUUCCAUUGAGAGGCUUCACAAACAUCAAAUUUAUCCUAUCGUUCUUUUACUUAAAUUUAAAGACCGGGCACAGAUAAAAGAGGUGAAAGAUUCCAGAUAUCCAAGUGACAAAAUUGGUACAAAGGCGGCAAAAGAGAUGUUCGAGCAAGCGCUCAAAAUAGAAGCAGAAUAUAAGCACUACAUCUCUGCUAUAAUUCCGGCGGGCGUGAAUAUAGCAUAUAUAUGCACGCAGGUGAAAGCUUCUGUAGAUGAAGAACAAAGCAAAGCGCUGUGGGUACCUAGAGGGGGGACCUGACAAAGAAGGGGGGGUCCCCACAAACCGCAGUGGAAGUCAAUCUAAAUUCCACCAGGGGGCCCUUACGUCGCGCGUAUACGCAAAAAAUUACUAUACAAAAUCGAUUCUUUUAUUUAUGGUCUCUUGAUUUCCGAUAGAGGAUGCGACAUAAAUAUGCGUAUUCUCCAUUUAACGAAAGAUCACCACUUCCUAUCAUUGCUAAUCGCUCAAUUUGGUUGUGAUAAUACGAAUUUUUGCAGUCCAGUUUUAUUUUAGUGCAUUUAGCUCGUUGAGUCAUCGCGAUAUAAAACAGGUACGUAUACAGAUUUCCGUCGCGUUUUUUGUUUCAGUUGCUUUUUGAAAACUGAAUUAUUUCGAAGUUACGCAGGUUUCUAUCAGACUAUCCGUAUCGGUAUGUCUAUAUAUAGCUCAUCUGUGAUCAAUAUAUAAAUUUAUCUAUAGAAACUAUAUAUAUAUAUCAAUUUUUAUAUACGUAUAACUGUAAACGAAAAAAUUCAUAUUGAAAGAUUAAUCAACUUCGUGCAUUUUUGACUUUCUUGAUAUAAACAAAUCACAUAUAAUCAGCAAUAUCAAUAAAAGUAUGAAAUUGGUGCUUGCUCUGUAUGAAGUACUUUUACUGGUAUUCAUUGACUGCAAUUAACAAGCAGCUCGCGUCUGCAAUCAACUCACUUCGAUUAUAUGUGUUAAUCAAAUAAACAAUACAACGGGAAAUGCAGCUAAAGUUUAUGAAACCAAUAAUAUUCGUACGAGACCAUAAGAGAAUCAGCUAAAAAAAAAAAAAAAAAA
This is a messenger RNA of Pseudomyrmex gracilis, 7062 nucleotides long. RefSeq names its product disks large homolog 5-like (gene Dlg5). NCBI's taxonomy places the organism in Eukaryota, Metazoa, Arthropoda, Insecta, Hymenoptera, Formicidae. The record is from RefSeq and is a predicted model, not a curated record. Bases 388 to 6276 code for a protein of 1962 amino acids. Gene Ontology annotation, molecular function: protein binding. The transcript is spliced from 13 exons.